Messenger RNA from Caenorhabditis elegans, 1751 nucleotides. The record is from the annotation of a RefSeq genome assembly. NCBI's taxonomy places the organism in Eukaryota, Metazoa, Nematoda, Chromadorea, Rhabditida, Rhabditidae.
CGGGGAGGCAAAGCUAACGUGGCCGCGAGAGCUGCGCCGGCUAGGCCACCGCCUCCUAUGGUUAAGAAUUUUGAUCGAAUAAACAUUUUUAAUUUGACUUAUAUGCUUAUUUUUCUUCCUAAUCUACGCAAACCGCUUCGAAAUUCGAUGGAUUAAACCGGACAAAGGUAAAAAACGUCGAAAAGUAAGUUAUUAUUCAAAAUAUCUCGAAAAAUUAUGGUACAAUAUUUCUGAAAACCUACUCAAAUAUGGAAAAAUAUAUGCUGAUUCCGGAUUGAAAAGUCUUGAACCUCAAUCUCGCGUAUUUCUUAUUGAGUUUCUCGAUUUUAGUGAAAAAUUCGAGAAAUUCAGUGCAAUUUCGAAUUAAAAAUUAAAUUUUUCCAAAAAUUAUGGUACAAUAUUUCUGAAAACCCACUCAAAUAUGGAAAAAUAUAUGCUGAUUCUGAAUUAAAAAGUCUUGAACCUCAAUCUCGCGUAUUUCAUAUUUAGUUUCUCAAUUUUAGUGAAAAAUUCGAGAAAUUCAGUGCAAUUUCGAAUUAAAAAUUAAAUUUUUCCAAAAAUUAUGGUACAAUAUUUCUGAAAACCCACUCAAAUAUAGAAAAAUAUAUGCUGAUUCUGAAUUAGUAACAUUUGAAACUCAAUCUCACGUAUUUCAUAAUUUUUUUUUCGAUUUUAAUGAAAAAUCUAAGAAUUCAGUGCAAUUUUCGAUUUUUUUUCAAAAUAUUUUCUCUUAAUGUUUUUAUAAUUUCCAGAUAUUACGUUGUCGCUGCAUUGGAAGAUUUCAAGACAAAAUUCGAAAUAUAUGCGAACAAGAAGAAGCUGUUCGAAGUAUUAAUAAGGAAGGUUAAGCAGCAAUAAGUGCUCUUACAAGGGCUCAAGUGCCGCAGAAGAAGCCAAAGAAAGUAGGACUGCAAGGUCAACUGCUCAAUCAGCCACUAUUUAAGAAGAAACUACAAGUCAGAUCGGUCCGAAGGCAAUCAAAAGUUCCAAGCAGAAGAAGUGAAGCUCAUGGAAGAGGUUGGAAAGCACAAGUCUGAAGUUCAUGAAGCACUCGGCGAUUUGGUGGAUACAAGAUGUGUGAUCGAAAAUUUCAAAAAAAUCUGAUCAAAAUCUUUGAAGCAAUUCCACUCAGCAACCAGAAUAUUGGAUUCGUUUCCGAGGAUAAGUGCAAUGGUGAAGGAGCUUCAACAUCGUUCAACGAGGAAGCCGUUUUCAUGCCGUACCUCAAUGAUCCUGUUCAAUUCCGUAAAAAAAAGUUCGUCUUAUUGCAAAGGAGCAAAACUUCGAUGGAAUUCUUGAGGUGUUACUUAUUUUUUAAUUUUUAAAAAUUAAAAAUUUCUAAAUUUCCUAAAAAUGCGACACGCUUCGUGAGAGGACCCUCGCUGAAUUGGGAGCCCGACUCGUGAAUCGAAAGUAUCAAACCGUUGUGAAACUCUUCGAUCGUGCCACGUUGCUCGGUAGCAUGAUCAGAAGGACGCCGAGAAGAAGUGAUAGGAUAAGGAGACGACUGCCAAGAAGAUCAAGCCAUGCUUGUUCUUUCUAAUAAUGUUUUUUAUAUUCCGUUCCUGUUCAGAUUUUUAUUCACCCCUCCCCAUUCGGUUAAUGUUCUUCUCUCUCAUUUCCUUGUUCAGCAUAUUUACUUAGUAUCCCUCUCUGACGAGUUUUAUAUUGGUUUUCGAGACAAUGAAUGUUUUAAACGUUAUAUUGAUGUUAUUAAAUGUGUUAUUCAGUCAAUCGGAAGAAAAACUAGA